Paramecium pentaurelia is the source of this 1812-nucleotide messenger RNA. The record is from the annotation of a GenBank genome assembly. NCBI's taxonomy places the organism in Eukaryota, Ciliophora, Oligohymenophorea, Peniculida, Parameciidae.
AUGAAAAAGAUAUCACCAAGUUUAUUGGAUUAUCAAUCUGCAGGUCAGGGAUAUCUACUUAAAUAUAUUCAGACAUUAAAUGAAGAAGAAUAGAAUAAAAUUAUUCAAAAAUUACAGAAAUAUGAUAUAAAAUAACUGUAUUAAGUAAAAUUAUGUUUAGAAGUUAGACUUAUCAAUAAUACAAAUCAAAGAUAGUAUAGAUGAAACCAUAUGAGAAAAUCAGAUGUUUAGAGUUUGAUGAGAAGGAUUAAGAGAUUGGAUAUACAACAAUAGCAGAGGGCAAACGUAUAAGGCAAUCCUCACUAUUUAGUGGCAAUCGUAUUGAGUGCUCAGCAAAACAUUAGUUUGUUAGACAUCCAGUUGCCUUCACAUAAGUGUUUGUUACAAUUAUAUUGUGAAAGAAUUUGGAGUCUUUAGAAUUUAAUCAAACAACAUUGUGGAAAAUGUUUACCAAUAUUGAUAUUUAUUAUGACUACAAAUAUUAAUCAUGAUAUGAUUACUAGCUUUUUUUCAGAAAAAAAACAUUUUGGUUUAUAAGAAGAUCAGAUAUUUGUUAUUUAAUAAGAUUAAUUACCAUUAUUUAAUUUGGAAGGACAAAUUCUAUUUAGUAAUUAAUUUUAAAUUUUUGAUGAAUGCAUUGGAAAUGGAUAUAUUUAUUUAAAUUAAUCUGUUUUAGAUACAAUGAAAUUAAUGGGAAUAACUAUUCUUCAUUUAUGUUCUAUAGAAAAUGUACUUUGUAAAUUUGGAGAUCCUAUUUGGAUUGGUGCAUUCAUUAAAAAUCAAUUAUAUUUAAGUGCUAAAUGUGUACAGAAACGUAGUUUUGAUGAAAAUCUAGGAAUUAUAAUCAAUUAAUUUGAUUAAGGUUUAUAAUAUAAAGGUAUAAUCAUUUAGAAUUUUAUAUUAUAGAAUAUGAUGAAAUUACAUAUAAUGAUUUAUUCAAAAGAGAUUAAAAUGGAUGUUUAUCUAAUUCAGAUGGAGUAAUUGGUUAAAUCUUAUGUUCAUUGGAUUAUGCACUUGAACUUUGUUGCAAUUAUAAAAAAUAUAUUUUGUCUAAGUAGAGAUUUACAAUCAAAUUAGUUUCCAUAUUAGAUAAAAGAAAUGUACAUAUUUUGAUUACAUAACUUCCAGAUCAAUCAAAUCUAUCUCAUAACCUAAUGCACUUAAAUUUGAAUUGACAUAUUAUGUAGCUAUUCCUUAUUGUCCUAUUUAAUUAUUUGGAUUAUUUAGAGUCAAAAGGGAAGAUGAAUAUGCUCCAAUCCUUAAUCCAUCAAAUUAAAGUAAAGACACCAUUCAUACAGCACGUUAAGCUUAUAUGCAAAGAGAUUAAAAAUGGAUGUCUUAAUUAGGUUUUGAAAUCAAUUAAGAAUUUGAGAUUUCACCUAAAUUAACUUAUUUUGGAGAAGGUUUAGAGGAAGCUAUUAAAAUGUAAAUCAAAAAUAAAUAAUAAAUACCUCUUAUUCUACAUAGUGAUAAAUAAAUUAGAACUGUUAGAAUGAAUAGUGUUCAUAAUUACACUAUGAUUAAUCAAUUUUAUAUUGAUAAUGUAAAUUUUCAAAAGAAAUCUAAUAUUAUUCAAAGAUCAAAAGAAAAUAACCUAAAAGUAUGUUUAUCAUAUCCUUAAAGUUCAUCUAACAAAUAAUCAACUUAAACAUUAAAUACAUAAAGUUUCUUAUAACAAAAAAUGAGCAUUCAUUAAAGUUUAAAUCAUAUCAAAUAACCAAUUUCCACUUCAAUAAUCACUCCAACUAGUAAUCAAAAUUUUCAAUUGUCAAGUAGAUAAAGUAUAGAUCGAUAACCAAAUCGAUAAACUGA